GGCUCCCACGGGGCCAGCGGAGCUUUCAGGUCAGACGCGGAGCAGCUCCGGGAGUUCUCAGAAGAGAAGGAAGCGAGGAAAAGUUUGGAGUGUGUGUCAGCAGCAGCGGCAGCGGCGGUUCAGCGUGUAUCCGCAGCCCGAGACAGGCUCUAUCUGCGGCGCAGAGGCGGUGCAAUCCUCAGCAGUGUUCUGAGACUGUACGGCCACGAUCGCUUCCAGCCAGCCAGACAGACAGACAAACAGCCUUUCUGGACUAACACACAGCUUUUAUGACAUGAUCCGUCAAAGCGCUGCUUCCGACCUGUAAACCUGCACACGUUCCUCAGCCAUUCUGACCCUGAAAGUUGGACGUAACACAGACUGAAGGGGAAUUACAACACUGAAACAAGAAAGCAUGACGGCCGAUAAAGAGAAAAAGAGGAGCAGCUCAGAGCGGCGAAAGGAGAAGUCCCGGGACGCCGCUCGCUGCCGGCGCAGCAAGGAGACGGAGGUUUUCUACGAGCUGGCGCACCAGCUGCCUCUGCCCCACAGCACCAGCUCCCACCUGGACAAGGCCUCCAUCAUGAGGCUGGCCAUCAGCUUCCUGCGCACGCGCAAGGUGAUCACCUCAGGCUGCAGCAGCAGCAGCGGUUGUGGUAACAGCGUGGAGGACAGACAGAUGGACAGCCAGUACCUGAAGUCUCUGGAGGGCUUCAUCACCCUGGUAACGUCCGACGGCGACAUGAUAUUCCUGUCCGAGAACAUCAACAAAUUCAUGGGGCUCACGCAGGUGGACCUCACUGGUCAGAGCAUCUUUGACUUCACCCAUCCGUGCGACCACGAGGAGAUCAGAGAAAACCUCAGCCUGAAGACAUCUGGCAGCGGCUUCGCUAAAAAAGGCAAAGAGCUGAGCAGUGAGCGAGACUUCUUCAUGAGGAUGAAAUGCACGGUGACCAACAGAGGACGCACCGUCAACCUCAAGUCAGCCAGCUGGAAGGUGUUGCAUUGCACCGGACACCUAAAGAUGUACAACAGCUGCCCUCCCCGAGUGCUGUGUGGCUACAAAGAGCCGCCGCUCACCUGCGCUGUCCUGAUGUGCGAACCCAUCGCACACCCGUCCAACAUCGACACGCCGCUGGACAGCAAGACCUUCCUGAGCCGACACAGCAUGGACAUGAAGUUCACCUACUGCGACGAGAGGGUGACGGGGUUGAUGGGUUACACUCCCGAGGAUCUACUGGGUCGUUCAGUCUACGACUUUUACCACGCCCUGGACUCAGACGGCGUCUCCAAGAGCCAUCACAACUUGUGUUCCAAGGGUCAGGCAGUGAGCGGUCAGUAUCGCAUGCUGGCUAAGAACGGAGGCUACGUCUGGGUAGAAACCCAGGGAACUGUUAUUUAUAACAGCCGCAACUCCCAGCCCCAGUGCAUCGUGUGCAUUAACUACGUCCUCAGUGACAUCGAGGAGAAGUCAAUGGUUUUCUCCCUGAAGCAGACCGAGUCGCUGUUCAAGCCGCACCACAUGAACAGCUUCUUCACUGCCGGAGGUGCAGGCGUGACCGGAGAGCCGGGAGAAGGCCUCUUCACCAAACUCAAGGAGGAGCCGGAGGACCUCGCCCACCUGGCCCCGACACCCGGAGACACAAUCGUCAGCCUGGACUUCGAUCGCCCACCGUUUGAGGAUCCCCAGCAGUCUGCAGGAUACACCCAGGUGUCCGCCGCAGCCAUGCCCCAUCCUGGACCUCCAUCCUGGGCCAGCGAGAGCCACAAGCCUGCCCCUUCCGCACCAGUUCCAAGGGACAUGGCUUCCAUGGCGGGUAAUCUCAUCAUGCAGGAGAAUCCGCCACCGGGCAGCGCCACGCCGAGCCUCAGCAGCUGCUCCACGCCCAGCAGCCCAGGUGAUUACUACAGCUCGGUGGAGAGCGAUCUAAAGGUGGAGCUGACUGAGAAGCUCUUUGCUCUGGACACCGAAGGCAACAACAGUCCAGCGGACAUUGAGAGGGACUUGAGUGACUUAGACCUGGAGACUUUGGCUCCCUAUAUCCCGAUGGAUGGCGAGGACUUCCAGUUGAAUCCAAUCAUCCCAGAGUCGGAUCCCCUGGAGGGGGGUCCAGCAGGAUCCAUGGGGGGCAAGGGCAGCCAGGCCAGCCGGCAGAGCUUCACCAAGAUUGCGAGCCUCUUCCAGCCACUGGCCUCCCCUCCUCUGCCCCAGGGCCACUUCCAGCACCAGCCAGUUGCAUCCUGGGCCGCGGGCGAGAAGAGAGGCUCCCGCCACGGGACCGUAGACUCACGUGCAGGGUUUUGCAUGAUGGGGCACAUGCAGAAUCCCCCGUACCAGGCUCCAGCCAGCACCCCUCUGUCCUCCAUGGGGGGCAGACAGAAUCUGCAAUGGCCUCCGGACCCUCUGUUAACCUACCAACGACAACAACCACAACGCGCUACCAAGACCUACCUGAUGGACACUUUUUCAGGAGAGGAGCGCCCGUCCUGCCAACAGAACAUGCCACACCUCAUGCAGAAACAGAGGUCCAUUGACAAUUUUGUACAAGCCUACAGAGACAUGAGUCCAGCCAGAGUGGCCAUGGCCAACAGUAUCAAGCGCUCCUUCACUCAGAUGGCUAUCGGUGAAAGUACGCCGUCAGAAAUCAUUUGGAAGAAGAUGAGAGGUGACGGUUGUGCCGCCAUGGAUCGCUCCCUCAGCGCAGGAUCUCUGGCAGCGCCCGAGAUGGGGAGGACGAUGUCAGGCAGCAUGUCUUCAGGUCUCAGCUCUCUGCAGCAACACAGGAAGUCUCAGAAUCCAGGAAACUGGAUAGGUGGUGCAAAUGACAAACCCUUUCCCCGAAGGAGCUGCAACUAUACCUAUAACAUGCUUCCUUCCAACAAGACGGAGGGUAUUGCGAGUCGUUUAGUGGGCCCUUCUUUUGACUCCUCCUGUCUGCCGGAGUUGACCGGUUACGACUGUGAAGUCAACGUCCCGCUGCAGGGCAACCUGCACCUCCUCCAGGGCUGUGACCUGCUGAGAGCCCUGGACCAGGCCUCUUAGAGCCCCAGAUUUCAAAUCUGCCAUAGACCCGGACUUAAAUCCCCAGCCCGAGACUUAAGCCUGUCUUUUACUUUGUAACCUCGGGGCCGUCUGAGAGCCCUGAGGCCGAGCUACCUAUAACGAAUGGUAUUCAUAAUCCCAUUCUGCCUUAUUUUAGCUUCCAAGGCUCAGCCCCAGUCUCUGUUCCCCAUCCUGUUAUAGUUCUGUACGUCUGUACAUCUAAACUAAGCAAGCUAUCAGGGUCAAGCCACUCGCAAAAUCAGAUGGAGGUUGAAAAGUCACCCUGCAUUGACAACCACAUAGACGACCCAUACGUAACAUGAGCCACAUAAAUACAAAGGUCAACGCGGGACGAUUAACUAACAGAGGCAAAGUAAUGCCACCACUCUGGCUGACCUGUGUCAAAAAGUCUGGACUCUGGGAUUUAUCGCCGGUUAUCAGAUUUGGUGUAAACGUCUCUCUGUGUUCAGAAACACCGGCUGAACUUGGGUCUAUGGUGUAAAGGGGUAUUAGUCGUGGGGGAGGAUUCAAACCUACAACCUGUGUCUUAUCCUGGCCCUGUCCCCAUUGCAGCCCUACCCCCUGAAAUGAACUCUAUGCAGCUCAGAUCCCAGACAUACUCUUUGUGGGCUAACUCUUUUAGCCCAGAGAAGUAAUAUACUACCUAGACACCGUGUUCUUUCACCUUGUGCUUUUGACCAGGAAUUAGACCCCGCCCACUUUUCCUAGUCCCAGGCAAAACUUCAAACAAGAGUUGGGUAUCAUGAAGUGGUUCUGAAUUAUAGCCAUUUUAAAUGUAUAAAUGUGGAAAAACAAGAAUUCUUUGUAAAGCAUGCUCUUUGAUUCUGCUUAUUGAUUCCCCAAAAGAUAACAGGAAGAUCCAAAUGCAAACCACAUGGUGCUAGAGCGGCAAGAGUUAAUCCAUUAUUUGUCAACUAUUAAUUAAUCGCCAACUAGUUUGAGUAAUUUUUUAUGAAAACAUU
Molecule: messenger RNA, 4005 nt
Organism: Etheostoma cragini (Arkansas darter)
Lineage: Eukaryota; Metazoa; Chordata; Actinopteri; Perciformes; Percidae
Gene: epas1b
Product: endothelial PAS domain protein 1b
Exons: 17
Coding region: 395-3022 (875 amino acids)
Biological process (GO): cellular response to hypoxia; regulation of transcription by RNA polymerase II
Cellular component (GO): cytoplasm; nucleus; transcription regulator complex
Molecular function (GO): DNA-binding transcription factor activity, RNA polymerase II-specific; RNA polymerase II transcription regulatory region sequence-specific DNA binding; protein dimerization activity
Source: RefSeq, a predicted model, not a curated record